AUGUCUAUGCCUGCUGUUGGAUUUGUCGGCCUUGGAGCCAUGGGCUUCGGCAUGGCCACCCAUCUUGUGAAGGAGGGAUACCCCGUUCACGGCUUCGAUGUUUUCCCCGCUUCAGUGGAGCGCUUCAAGGCAGCUGGAGGAAUCCCUGCCUCAUCACUGAAAGAAUCUGCUGAUGGGAAGGAGUACUAUGUCUGCAUGGUCGCUUCAGCACCCCAGGUGCAGUCUGUUCUCUUUGGCGAGGAUGGCAUUGUUUCUGCUCUCCCUCAGAACGCGACCCUUCUUCUCUGCUCAACCGUCCCUGCGUCCUAUGCUCAGUCCGUCGCGGCCGAGCUGCAAUCGCUUGGCCGUGGCGACAUUCAGUUCAUCGAUGCUCCUGUCUCUGGCGGAGCUAAGCGUGCUGCUGAUGGCACUUUGUCGAUUAUGGCUGGUGCGUCAGACGCUGCUCUAGAGAAGGGUAAAUUCCUGCUCCAGGCCAUGUCCGAUGCGAACAAGCUGUAUCUCGUCCCUGGAGGAAUCGGUGCCGGAAGCAAUAUGAAGAUGGUUCAUCAGGUGCUGGCGGGUAUUCACAUUCUCGGUGCUAGCGAGGCUAUGGGAUUUGCUGCUCAGUUGGGCUUGGAUGCCACAAAAACUGCAGAUGCUAUUAAGUCGUCUGACUCAUGGACGUGGAUGCAUGAGAAUCGUCUGCAGCGCAUGCUGGAGGAGGAUUGGCACCCCGGUGCUAGUGCCCUGACAAUCAUUCUCAAGGAUGUGGGAAUUAUCACUACCUCCGCCCGUCAGAACCAGUUCCCUACACCCCUUUGCUCCACGGCUGAGCAAGUGUAUCUUUCUGCUUUGCUCCAGGGCUACGGACCCGUUGAUGACUCGUCUAUGGUUCGCCAAUAUUACUCAGAGCCAGUCCUGAAGGUUUCGAAUACCAAAUCUACCGAGGAAAAUGCCGAAGCUCUCCAGCUCGUGCUUGAUGUUAUGCAAUUGACCAACCUUGUGGCUGCAGCGGAAGCUAUUUCUUUCGCCAAGUACCUCGAAGUUGAUCUCAAGCAGUUCUUCACCCUUGUCAGUGAUGCUGCAGGCUCUAGCAAGCAGUUCAUGACCAAGGGUCUGGAGAUGAUCGAGGGCCGCAUUGGACAGAACUCCGAGACAGUCAAUGAUGUUAUUAACCGUCUGGAGAAGGCUGUACAGAAGGCACGAGACCUGCACUGCCCAUUGAACUUGGGCAAUGCGGCCAUGAGUGUUUUGCUCAUGGCUAAGAGGGCAGGACUUGGUGCUGAGGGAAGCACCAGUGUGAUCAAGGUGUUUGGAAUUUAG
Molecule: messenger RNA, 1302 nt
Organism: Penicillium subrubescens
Lineage: Eukaryota; Fungi; Ascomycota; Eurotiomycetes; Eurotiales; Aspergillaceae
Exons: 3
Coding region: 1-1302 (433 amino acids)
Molecular function (GO): oxidoreductase activity; NAD binding; NADP binding
Source: RefSeq, a predicted model, not a curated record